AUGGCUGCUUCAGUUCUCACAGCUAUUGGGCUCGUAGCUGACGCAUUGACUACGGUUGGGUUUUUCGAAGCCAACGUCCCAGGGAAAGCAGCAGAGGGUGCAACUGUCAGGAUCAAAGCCGGUCUACCCGACCUUGGUAACGACGGAGACAGUCUUUCUGGCUCGAUCAACAAGGUCUAUUCCUUCUCCCAGGUAAACGGAUAUCAGGGCCAAGCUGAUGGCUGUGAUAUCGGUUCUGGUGGAAUUUGCGACCGCACCAUUGACGCGGGGGUUGGGGGCCAACGAGCCAAAUACGUCAGCAUCUCGAACAACGAUGACGCGACAUGUAUUGCCUGGAUCACCGUGACGCAGUUCGACGGCACUUUCGGUGGUGCAUGGACUGGCGAUAUUGGAUCAGUCUGUGGCCAAUCCUGGUACGAGAGCGUCGAGGUAGCGGGACGCCUAGACGACGGUGGCGACUACGUCCCCAGGUGCACUUGGAUCGAUGCAGACCAUACCAACGAUAUUGCGGCUGCUUCUCUGAAGUUCGAUACCUCCGCGUACGGUGAAAACGUCAACGACACCGCGAGCAGCAACGCAGGAUGUACAUACACGAUCUUUGGACCAGACAGUGGCCCUAUCGCUGACCAACCUGGCGCCAAGCGUAGUGUCUCUGAGCGCCCCCAGUGGAUGACCGAGGCACUUGUCGUGUCCAACAUUGCAAGCCACUCAGCGAAGGGACUUUGUGAAUCUGCCACGUCUUGGGGACUGGACUUUGUUGACGCACAUGGAAACUUCUGCGAUAUGGGCUCUAAGACUCUCACGCCGCUCUGCUCCUCGCAGGAUGUUGAUGGGUGUGUAGAUGUGGACGAAGACGAGAGCGCUGUCGUGAAGCGCAUGAGCGUCGCGAAGCGCACUACCAGCGUCAAGCACAAGUCGUACAAGAAGAUUGCCAAGUGGGGAUUUUAG
Alternaria arbusti is the source of this 948-nucleotide messenger RNA. RefSeq lists its product as uncharacterized. Bases 1 to 948 code for a protein of 315 amino acids. Lineage: Eukaryota; Fungi; Ascomycota; Dothideomycetes; Pleosporales; Pleosporaceae. The transcript is spliced from 5 exons. The record is from RefSeq and is a predicted model, not a curated record.